Messenger RNA from Emiliania huxleyi CCMP1516, 1140 nucleotides. RefSeq lists its product as hypothetical. The transcript has a single exon. NCBI's taxonomy places the organism in Eukaryota, Haptophyta, Isochrysidales, Noelaerhabdaceae. Bases 5 to 670 code for a protein of 221 amino acids. The record is from RefSeq and is a predicted model, not a curated record.
UGCUAUGAUGCAGGGUACCGCCUUUGCGGGCUGGGGGGAGAAGGAGGGCCCCCGCGGGGGGAGUCCGCGCUCGACGAUGGACGACCUCUUCGAGAACUCGCCGGCGGAGUACUCCAUGGAGUACUUCUUCGACGAGCUCGAGUCGGUCGCGGAGGAGGAGGAGGGGGGGCGUAGCGGCGGCACGCCUUCGGACUCGCAGCCGGGCACGCAGACGCUUGCCGAAGCGGUCGAGGCCAUCCUGAGCAUCGAACGGAUCCUCCACGCGAUGCAGUACGUCGAGCUCACCGAUCUCCGGACGUUGCGGAAGACGUUGGCGCUCGCGCACGUCAAGCUGACAACGUUCGCGCCGCAACAUCUGGCGGCGGCCAAGCGCGCGUACGAGGUCGCAGGCCGCCCGGUGCCCGCGCUUCUCGAUGUCCUCGUCGGCCAGCUGUCCAGGCCGCUCAGCGCGUGCCACCCGCCGCCCGCGCCGGCGCUGCCCGGAUGCGCGGCGCUGCCGAUCGCCAACCUGGCCGCGACGAUGGACCUGCUGCAGCGCGAGGCGCAGCUCGAGGAGGGUUGGGCCGCCCGCCCCUCCUCGCUGCACCCCGCCGCCCGCCCCACCGUGGUCGAGGUCCCCGUCGACUUCUCGCGCUAUGCGUCAAUGCCUAUUGGCGUCGGCCGCGCUUAGAGGGGAGGACCCCUUGUACACUUGCCAUCCACACGCGCCCCGGCAUGUCGAGCCGCUCGACGCUUGCUGGCGGCGCGUCCACUAGUCAUGACUGCUCAACCCCCCGCCCCGCCCCCGCGCCGUUGCUAGCCUCUGAGGCGGCGACGGCCGGGGGCGCGCGCAUGGCCACACAACCCAUAUUCGCAUGGCCACAACCCAUAUUACCUAGCCGGCUCUCGUCGCUGGGCCGCCCGCGUCGAAUGUUGGUUGGGGGGGUGCCGGCAAUGGAACCCGCUCCUCAUUGUACACUUUCCCUUUGCAUGCCGGUGCCGCUCGCUGAGUCGCUCAGCAGGUUUGCAUGCCGGUGCCCCGCUCGCUGAGUCGCUCAGCCGCAGGAGCCGGGAGCGGGACGCCGUCCGUUGCGCGCGCGUUUAGCGGGUCGCCCGCGACGCGCGCGCGCACGGCACAGUUUUCGGUUCGCAUAUGCAAAA